CACCCCAACAGCAGUGCACCCUCCAUGAAGUAACUUCAGAGGCCAUGAGGCUGGCCCUGCCAUUGCUGCUACUGUUCGGGUGCAAGGCCACCCUGGGAAACCUCGGGGACAGGCCUCCGCUCUCAGCUACCGCUCCAGUGCUGGAUGACGAGGAGAAGUAUGCAUCUUAUAUGCCUGUUCACCUGCGCUGUGAUGCCUGCCGGGCUGUGGCCUACCAACCCCAGCAGCCAUCUCUCCAUGACAUCACCAGCCUCCUACACUUGAAUUGCCCUGCCUCAGUUUACACCCUUGCCUGGUUACCUAGGAGCGGCCAAUCUCAGAUGGGGCAACAUCUGGCAAAAGCAGAAGCUAAAUCUCACGGUCCAGACUCCAGUGGACUGCAGGAGCUGAGCGAGUCGGUAUACACAGAUGUCCUGGACCGGACCUGCUCUCAGAACUGGCAGUCCUAUGGAGUUCAAGAAGUGAACGGGAUGAAACGUCUCAUGGGCCCAGGACUCAGCAAGGGGACAGAGCCUAGCAUCAGCGUGAUGAUUACUGGGGGUCCCUGGCCCAAUAGGCUCUCCACGAUGUGUUUCGAGUACCUGGGAGAGUUUGGAGAGGAUCAGAUCUACGAAGCGCAUCUCCAAGGCCAUGAGGCCCUGGAGGCCUUGCUGUGUGGUGGCUCUCAGGGUUCCUGCUCGCUGGAAAACCCAAGAGAAGAGCUUUAGUACAAGUGGUACACCUGCGGAUCUUCUCUCCCUAUAUAUAUAUUUUAAAUUAAUGGUUGCUUGGAGACAGGGUCUCAUUGCAUAGCACAGGCUGGCCUUGAACUCAUCACAUAGCACAUGCUGGCCUCAGCCUUGGAAGUGCAGCCAUGACUCUCCUGAGCCUUUGGCCCUAUUCCUUCAGCAGUGGUAGUGGGGAGGGGGCAGGGAAACCUGGGCCUUAUUGUCAGUCUUCUUCCUUCCUCCACCCCUCUUUGGGGCAAUGGGGGUUUCUACUUUCAAAUAAAGCUCAGUGACUUUGAAGUCUCCAUAAA
This is a messenger RNA of Alexandromys fortis (reed vole), 1018 nucleotides long. RefSeq names its product marginal zone B and B1 cell specific protein (gene Mzb1). The transcript has 5 exons. NCBI's taxonomy places the organism in Eukaryota, Metazoa, Chordata, Mammalia, Rodentia, Cricetidae. The record is from RefSeq and is a predicted model, not a curated record. The coding region runs from base 45 to 707 and encodes 220 amino acids. Gene Ontology annotation, biological process: regulation of B cell proliferation. Gene Ontology annotation, cellular component: endoplasmic reticulum chaperone complex; extracellular region.